Messenger RNA from Gekko japonicus, 1071 nucleotides. It is a transcript of the gene PITPNC1, whose product is annotated as phosphatidylinositol transfer protein, cytoplasmic 1. NCBI's taxonomy places the organism in Eukaryota, Metazoa, Chordata, Lepidosauria, Squamata, Gekkonidae. Gene Ontology annotation, biological process: phospholipid transport. The coding region runs from base 1 to 954 and encodes 317 amino acids. The transcript has 9 exons. The record is from RefSeq and is a predicted model, not a curated record. Gene Ontology annotation, cellular component: cytoplasm. Gene Ontology annotation, molecular function: phosphatidylinositol transfer activity; phosphatidylinositol binding.
AUGUGUAGGAAUAUGCUCAUGAAGGAGUACCGGAUCUGUAUGCCUUUGACAGUUGAAGAGUACAGAAUUGGACAGCUGUACAUGAUCAGUAAACACAGCCAUGAGCAGAGUGAUCGUGGAGAAGGUGUAGAAGUGGUGCAGAAUGAGCCUUAUGAAGAUCCAAAUUAUGGGAACGGUCAACUGACAGAAAAACGAGUUUAUCUGAACAGCAAACUUCCAAGCUGGGCAAGAGCUGUUGUUCCCAAAAUAUUUUAUGUAACUGAGAAAGCCUGGAAUUACUAUCCUUACACAAUUACAGAAUACACGUGUUCAUUUUUACCCAAAUUCUCCAUUCACAUAGAGACAAAAUAUGAAGACAACAAGGGAAGCAACGAUAAUAUAUUUGAUAAUGAAGCCAAAGAUCUUGACAGAGAAGUCUGCUUUAUUGAUAUUGCCUGUGAUGAAAUUCCUGAGCGCUAUUACAAGGAGUCUGAGGAUCCUAAAUAUUUCAAAUCAGAGAAGACUGGGAGAGGCCUAUUAAAAGAAGGCUGGAGAGAGACUCAGCAGCCCAUCAUGUGUUCCUACAAGUUGGUGUCUGUGAAAUUUGAAGUAUGGGGACUUCAAACUCGAGUAGAACAGUUUGUUCACAAGGUAGUCAGAGAUAUAUUGCUGAUUGGUCACCGACAAGCUUUUGCAUGGGUUGAUGAGUGGUACGACAUGACUAUGGAUGAAGUCCGAGAGUUUGAACGAGCAACUCAGGAAGCCACCAACAAGAAAAUUGGGAUCUUCCCUCCUACAAUAUCAAUUUCUAACGUCGCCCUCCCUUCUUCAGUCCGCAGUGCUCCUUCUAGUGCUCCAUCUACGCCUCUGUCCACAGAUGCACCUGAAUUCUUACCAGUUCCCAAAGACCGACAACGGAAAAAAUCUGCUCCAGAAACUCUCACACUGCCAGAUCCAUACAAAAAAGAUCUUUAAAUCCAGCAUGUUUUGCUAUGACAUAUCAUGACUGACAGAACAAUAUUUGUAAAGCUUAUAGCCAUUGUUUCAUUUAAACAAAUUUGACAAAUCUAGAAGAAUGACUCCCUCUGCUUC